AUGCGGGACGGCGGUGGCAUGGCUAGGGAGUUCGUGCGUGCGUUUUUCUCUCUUCUCAUCACCCCCGCGCACACAUUUUUUCCCACCCUUCAUCUCCCCUCCGCUCGCCCCGCGUUCCCCAUCUCUCCCCCUCCCCGCCUCGUCCCCCAUCCCCCACUCACCGCUCAUUCCCCUACCACCUCCCAGUUCACCUCUUUUCCCUACGCUGCAAUAUCAGCAUUCACCUCCUUCCCCCCCGCCGCAAUAUCAGCCACAGCACAGCAUCACCCACAAUCAUUCACCCCUCAUCUCCCUCCCCUACCCUACCACCGCCGCUGGAUGUUCCCGCAUCUCCCUCACCCUACACGCCCCUCCCACAAAUUAAUCGCCCGACAUCCCACCCCUCCCUCCCCUCACCCCUUCACUCACCCCUUGUCUGACCCCACACAAUCACUCCUUAUUCACCUUCCCCAUCCAUCCCUCUUUCCAGAACCAACCCCCCUCCCCUUCGCCCCUACCCUUCCCCCCUCCCAUCCCCCCUCCUCCUCCCUAUCAUCGCUCAUUCCCCAUCUGCUCACCCCUCAUCUCCUGCCAUCUCUCUGCACGCCCCUCCACGCCCCUCCACGCCCCUCCACGCCCCUCCACGCCCCUCCAUGCCAAUCCGCGGCCCCCCACACCCCUCCAAGUCCAUCCGCUCACCCCUCGUCUCCUCACAGCUUUCCCGCCAUCUCCCUCCACGCUCAUCCCCUGUUCACCCCUCAUCGUCUUCCCCCAUCUUCUGCCUGCCUUUACUACGCACCCACUGCAUUUGCUCCUCUCCUCUGGUACUUGCCUUUGCUAUUCGCGUUAUGUGCUUAUGACAUCAUCCUGGUCCUCUCCCACCCUCGCCCACGCCUCUGGCGAGCCACGGUCUCUCUCCCACUGCCUCCCUGCGACGACCACCGGGCGGCUUCAGGAUUUUCUUCAGGGGCUUCAGGUGUUUCUUCAGGUGUUGCUUCAGGGGCGUCAGGUGCUGCGUCAGGAGCCUGGGGACCGCGUUCCGGGAGGGUGAAGGCGAGGGGGAGGGCGUAUCUGCUGGAGGGGAGGCACCAGGGGAGCGUGGUUCGCUCUGAUUUCCACCCUGUGCUGAGUCUGCUCGCUGUGGCCGGCAUAUGCCCCUCAGUCUGCUCGCUGUGGCUGGCGUAUGCCCAUCAGUUGGUAAACUAUCCCCCACGCGCCCCCCCACGUCCCUCUUUCCUGUCCAUAUGGCACACUCCCGAUCCGCCCCACCCCCUGCUCCCGCCCUCCUUCCUCUGCCUCCUCCGCUUCUUCGAUUCUCAUUUUCCCCGUCUCGUUCCGUUUCCUCCCUUGCCCGCCCCUGCUAUCCCUUCUCCGAUGUGCUCUGCUCGUCUCUGCUUCUCCCUUUCCCUUUUCUCCCAUGCAGUUGGCAAACCGUCUCCCACGCGGCCCCCCACGUCCCUACUCCUGUCCAUAUGGCACAUCCCCGAUCCGCACCACUCCUUGCUCCCGCCCUCCUUCCUCUGCCUCCUCCGCUUCUUCGAUUCUCAUUUUCCCCGUCUCGUUCCGUUUCCUCCCUUGCCCGCCCCUGCUAUCCCUUCUCCGAUGCGCUCUGCUCGUCUCUGCUUCUCCCUUCCCUUUUUUUCCCAUGCAGUUGGCAAACCGUCUCCCACGCGGCCCCCCACGUCCCUACUCCUGUCCAUAUGGCACAUCCCCGACCCGCACCACCCCCUCCUCCCGCCCUCCUUCCUCUGCCUCCUCCGCUUCGCUCCUCCUCCCCUCCACCCUCCUCAAUCCAAACCUAGUCGCUCCAGAACCCCAGGGUUUUGGGGCGAUGGUUUAGAGGGGGAAGAGGAGGAGGAUGAGGAGGAGGAAGGGGAGGAGGCGGUAGCAGAGGUGAGAUUCUCCCCUGAUGGGGGGUCGUUAGCGGUGGUACACCACCGGGGGGUUUUGUCUCUUAUGCGGAUGUCGGCUAAGGAUUCUGAGCUCAUGCUGCUGCCUAGGAGCGCGGGGAGAACUGUGGGUGUUCCCUCUGGGGCUGCGGUGGAGGAGGAAGGGAGUGUGGUGGAGAACGGUGUAGGGAAACGGGAAAAGGAAGAGAAGGACGGAGAGGAGGAGGUGGGAGAGAAGGGAGAGGAGGGGACACAGCAGCGGAAAGCAGUGCGGUUCCGAACGGUGCAAGGCGGUGUUGUGGAUUGUGUCACCAGUGUGACUUGGCUCAGCACAGAUACCAUAGCAGUAUCCCAUCGCUCAGGGAGAGUAGCCAUAGCCACUGUGCAGGAUCUAAGCAAUCUCACCGGUCCGUUCCCUCUAGUCUUUGGGCCCCGGGCAGUCCUCUGCUCGUCCAGUCUCCUCACGCCACGUGGCAGCAGCAGGUCUGGAGUGUACCCACGAGGGGUGAUUGUUCUAGAGCCUGUCGCGAGACAGGUGUCGGUCCCUGAUUGGGCGAGACAGGUUGCACUUUCUCCUGUUAGAGGAGGUGUGAGGGACGGUGGCGGUGGUGGGGAGGAGGGGGUGUUGGAGAGCGGAUGGCGGGUUUUGUCUCUUGUGGAGCAGCCGGCGGCGGUUAUGGUGCGGGUGUUAACUGAGGAAGGUAGACUUGGGGAUGCAUUGGGGAUGGCUCGGGCAGCAGGUUUGCAUUCAGAUGUGGUGUUUAAGGCUGCUUGGACGAGCAUGGGUGUGGGGAUUGCAGUAGCAGCAGCCGCAGCAGCAGGAGGAGGAGGAGUAAGAGGAGGAGGAGGAGGAGGAGGAGGAGCAGGAGUGGGUGAGAGUGGGAGGUUGCUGGGAGGAGGCAGGGGGCUUGCUGGUAGGGAGGAGGAAGGUGGGAAGGAGGAGAGGAAUGACGACGAGGAGGGGAGUGAGGAGGAGAGGGAGGAGGAGGAAGAGGAGGAGGUGUCAGCAAUCACGGAUUACCUGUCUCGGGUAUCUGACACCUCUUGGGUGGUGAGGGAGUGUGUGGGUGUGGUAUGCCGCACUGCCAAGGGUAUGGAUUUGCUGUUAAUUUUGGGAAUUAGAGCGACUAGCAGCCUCAAGGAGGAAACCCUAAAAGCAGCAGCUGCUGAUGUGAAGCUAUCAGGUGUAAAGCUGGCACUGGUACGAUCCAGGUUGCAGCUUUUGUCCUUUCGUGACCGCCUACAGAGCUACCUAGCCCUCAACAUGGGCCGGUACGAUCCGCAACAGUACGGCGUCUUUCGUCUUCUUCCCCUCCACUCUGCCGCCCAGCGUUUCGCCUCCGCCGGCCGGAUCUCAGCCGUCCAUAUCCUGCUGCAGAGGCAUCCCUUCUCACUCUCCCCUCACCUCCUCUCUCUCCUCUCCUCUCUCCCAGAAACCCUUCCUCCUCACUCUUAUCAAGCUAUUCUCCCAGGGGCCUCCCCCCCUCCUGUGUCCCGGACCAGAGGGGCAGAUUGGGUGGAAGGGCGGGCAGUGCUGCAAUUGAUUGGAGCUGGGUCGGCUGUAGCAGAUACAGAUUCAGCUGCUGCUGUAGCUGUUGCUGCUGCUGGUAGCGGUGCUGGUGGUGCUGCUGUUGUAGCUUCUGCAACAGAAGAAGUGGUGUUUCUGUCUCAGGGUUUAAAGUACCCCUCCAAGCCUGUUGUCGAGGCUUGGUAUCUCUCCCGAGCCAGGGAGAUUGAGGAACGGACGGGCCUGCUGCAGCACUCGCUCGCGCUGCUGGAUCUAGGCUUGGCAGCAGGCUUGGCGGAGGUUCGGAGUGCUAUGGAGGAUUACGCUGAGCUGAACAGAGUGGUAUAUGGGGCAUGCGGGGCUGAUUAUAAGGAGGACGAGGGGGCUGAUGAGGGCGGGGAGGGAGGGGAUGACAGGCAAGUGCAGGAGGAAAUGGAGGAAGUAAAAGAGGAAGAGAGUGGGGAGGGGGAUGAGCAGAGGAGGGAGGGAGAGGGUCAGGGUCAGCAGCAGCAGCAGCAGCAACAGCUGCAGCAGCAGCGAUCUGCCAUUGUUGCCCCUCCAGUUGCCCUAAAACGCGCCGAGCUCACUCUCUCCAUCUGGCUGCAGCUCCCCAUAAUCGAACGGUUCAGAUUCGUUCUCGGGCGGCCACGCCCCGCAUCCAUCGUCUCACGUCUGCACGAGCGUGCUCUGCCAAUCCUGUUCCGCCACCUGGCGUCGCCGCAACAGGUCUGGAGCCUCUUGGAAAAAUGGCUAAGGGAAGAAAUCGCCCCUGUGAAAGGCAGAAUGGCUGUUUUCUCCUCUGUUGUGGCUGAAAUGGCUAAGGGAAAACACGGCUGCCUCUCUCUCGCAACCUCCAGCCCCUCCUCUCUCUCCGCUCCUUCCAUUCCCUCCACCACCCCUCUUCCCUCUUCCGCCUCCUCCUCUCAACCCCUGCCCGCAUCUUCCGCUCCCCCAUUCUCUCUCUCUGAUCUAGCCUCUCUUUCCCUGCACUGCCUCCCUCUCUCUGCCUCUACUAAUGAAUGGAGCUCUAUGGCUUUCCUGCUCCGAUCUAUUCUAGACUCGCACAAAACUGCUGCUCUAGCAGAUCAGCACAGGGUUAAGUCUUCUGCUCCUGCUGCUGCUGCUGGUGCGGGUGGGGGAAGGGGCAGGCGUGGCGGAGCUUCGGCCCGAGCCUCCGGCGCAGGCCUGGAGCCGCUAGGUUCGGAGCAGCAGGAGGCAGUUGCGAGUGCGCUGCUAUUGGUGGAAGCAGGGGCUGUGCUUGCCACGUAUGAGCUCCCCACACCCUACACCGCCCUCGUCCAAUCCCGCAGCGACACGUCAGCAGCCCUCCACCUCCUCCGCAGCCUCCUCUCCACCUUCUCCCGCCGCCAGCCGUCCCCGGAGGACCCUGAUUGGCUGGAUCUGUUCCGCCACGUCAGCACUCUGAAGCACUCCGCGUUCCUCCCCCUUCCCCCAGACUCCCUCCCUUCGGAAAUGGCUAGAGUGCUACUAAGGGAAGCGAGAUUCUCUCUAGCCAGGCAGUUUUUGAGAAGCGGGGGAAGUGGGGGGAGUGGGGGGAGUGGGGGGGGUGGGGGGAGUGGGAGAGGAAGAGGGGGAGGGGAGGAUGUGUGGUUGGAGGGAGAUGCGGUGUUGAGUGAGGAUCGGGUAGAGGCGCUGGUGAUCGGUGCUGCCAGGAAUUUCUUCUACUCGUCCCCGACACUCGACUCCCCAGAUAUCCACAGCGCCUUCGCCUGUCUGGACAUUCUCCCGCGCAACCCAGCAGCAGCAGCGGAGAGGCAGCUCUUCUCAGCCCUUGUCAUCGACCUCCCAGCCUGUGGCCUCCAUCUGCUGCCCCUGCACCUGCGCCAAACCCGCGAUCGCCUCGACAUCAUUCACCAAGUCCUCAACCUCUGCCCGUUCCCUCCUGUCUCCCCCCUCACCACCACCACCACCUCUGCUUACUCCUCCCAUUCCUCCUCUCACUCCUCUUACCCGUCCUCCCACCCCUCCUCUUACCCUUCCUCUCACGCGUCCCCUUACUCGGCCUCCUCGGCCUCCUCUCCCUUCGCUCCGGUCUUUUCCGUCGAUCUCGCCAGCACAGGGGCUCCUGAGGUGCUAACCUUAGCCUGGAAAUUAGGGCUGACGUCAGCAGCGGAUGAAGGGAGGGUGCUAGAGGCGGUGGCUAGAGCAGCAGCAGCUCGGGCGGAUAUUAGAACAGCUAGAAAGGUUGUUCAGGAGCUUAUGAGUAGAAGCUAUGGAGGGAUAUGGGACUUGUGUGCUGCUUUGGCAAGGGGACCGGCUAGUAAGGGGGGAAGGGGAGGGCUGGGAGGAGGCAGGGGCAGGGGGAUGGGAGGGUUGAGGAGGCAGGGAGGGAGGUUAGGGAGUGGGAUGCAGGGGCAGCUGCAGAAGGGGAAAUUGUCAAGAUCGGCUGUGGAGUUGGGUGUGGGUGAGGGGAGGAGGGGUGGUGUGAAGGGGAGGGGUGGAGAGGGGUUGGAGAGGGUUGAUGGGAGUGAGGAUGGGGUGUUGAGCGGUGAUGGUGGGAGUGUGAGCGAUAGCAGCAGCAGCAGCAGCACGAGUUUGAGCGCUAUGAUUGGACGAACAGUUGCUUCUGCAACUGAUCUGUCUGCUGAUGUCAGCAUGGAUGAAUCCGCCAGCAGUGCAGCGAGCACUGCUGCUGACGUGGACGCUGACGUGGAUGCUGACGUGGACGACGGAUCCGAUGACAUCAGCAUGCCGAUCCGGCGGGAGUUUCUAGGGUUUGCUCUGGCUCAUUGCGACGAAGCUUCCCUCCCGGACCUGCUAGCCUCGUGGCAAGGCUUGGAUGCCACAGAACGGUGCGUGGCGCUAGGUGCGGCAACAGGCUUGGUAGUCCCAGGCCUGCGAGAGCAGGAGGCGCUUCUCCCGGACCUAGCUGCCGGCCGAGCCUCGGGCAAGUGGGAAGGCACGGAAGUGCUGGUAAUUCCUGAAGCUGCUACAGCCAGUGCUACAGCCGGCAGCAGCAGCAGAAGUAGCAAAAUCCGGGGGAAGGGAGGGAGCUCAGGCCUUACCACUAGCACUAGCAGGAAACUGGUUAGUUUGGGUGGGGGCCGGGGGGCAAUCGGGAGGGAUGUGGGGAGGAGGGCGUUGGCGCUGGUAUCGAGUGACGGGGAGGCGUGGGGGGAUAAGCAGUGGGAGGAGGUGCCUCGGCUGCUGCUGCCGUUUGCCUGCCUCCAUCUGCCGUGGAUGCUCCAGGUGAAAACUCGCCGUGCUGCUGCUGCUGCUGCCGCCGCCGCCGCCGCUGCUUCUAGAACUGGAGGGACAACAGCAGCAGCAGCAGCAGCAGCAGCAGCAGGCGGAGGGGGGGUGGCAGAAGUAGCAGCAGCAGCGGCAGCAGCAGAUCCGAUAGUCGAGCAGAUAGUGGUGCUGAUUCUCCACGUGCUCGCGUCCUGCCAGGUGUCGCCCUCUGAUAAGCUCCUGACUGAAGCUGCCCGGAGUGCCCUCACCGCUGGGGACAUAGUCUCUGCUGCUGCAGCUGCGGCCGGUUUAUGGGGGAGGACUGGAGCAGGAGUAAGGGGAGUGAGUGGGGUAGGAAGCGGAGGGACAGGAGGAUCAGGUGGCUUAUCAGGUGGUGGGUCAGGUGGUGCGUCAGGUGCCGGGUCAGGUGGUGGGUCAGGUGGCGGGUCAGGUGGAGAAUUAGGUGGAGUGGGAAAUGCUAGUGGUUCUGCAGUAGGGGAAGCAAGGGAAGUGAGCCCAACAGCUGCUGUUGCAGCUGCUGAGGUGGCAGCGUGCGAUUCGCUGGCGAUGGCGUUUCUGCUGCAGGCCGGGGACUCAGUGCGGGCUGCGGGGGUUAUCGAUGCUGAGAUGGCGAAGCGGGACGGGGCGGACGCAAAGAGGCGGUUUGUGCUGCUGCUGCUGCAAUUCUCGUCUCUUCACGCAACCCUCUUCCUGCUAGCUUCUCAGGUGAGCAUAUGCUGUCUCGUUGCUGCUGCUGCUGCUGUUGCAGUUGCUGCUGCUGCUGCUGCUGCUGCUGCUGCUGCUGCUGCUGCUGCUGCUGCUGCUGCUGCUGCUGCUGCUGCUGCUGCUGCUGCUGCUGCUGCUGCUGCUGCUGCUGCUGCUGCUGCUGCUGCUGCUUAG
Molecule: messenger RNA, 7467 nt
Organism: Closterium sp. Naga37s-1
Lineage: Eukaryota; Viridiplantae; Streptophyta; Zygnematophyceae; Desmidiales; Closteriaceae
Source: the annotation of a GenBank genome assembly